Messenger RNA from Penicillium soppii, 2091 nucleotides. Its product is annotated as J domain-containing protein. Gene Ontology annotation, molecular function: transmembrane protein transporter activity; RNA binding. The record is from RefSeq and is a predicted model, not a curated record. Bases 1 to 2091 code for a protein of 696 amino acids. Lineage: Eukaryota; Fungi; Ascomycota; Eurotiomycetes; Eurotiales; Aspergillaceae. The transcript is spliced from 6 exons. Gene Ontology annotation, cellular component: Sec62/Sec63 complex. Gene Ontology annotation, biological process: post-translational protein targeting to endoplasmic reticulum membrane; SRP-dependent cotranslational protein targeting to membrane.
AUGUCGUCAGACUACACCUAUGAUGAGCAGGGCCAAUUCUUCCCCUUCUUCAUCCUCACCUUGACCGGACUGGUCACCCUCCCUCUCACCUAUAACCUCCUACGACCCAGCAAAGAGCUCGAGAAUACCGCUCCCCGCAUCAAAUCCGAUUUCAAACCAGAACAUGCCGACCUCAUCGACGCGCAGAAGCGCAAGCGCCUGCGCAAGGAGCGCCGGAUCAAGCGCAUUGUCACCGUCAUCCUCGGAUAUGCCGUCAUGGCAUGGAUGGUCUAUCUUAUUGUUGUCACGGCCAGAACAGUGACCAAAGCUUACGACCCGUAUGAUAUAUUGGGUGUUGCGAGGAGCGCAGAUGAGAAAGCGAUCUCCAGACACUACAAGCGCAUGUCUUUGAUUUACCACCCCGAUAAAAUCCGCCCCGACCCCGCCAAAAAUGAGACCAUGGAAACCCUCAAUGAGCGUUUCGUCGAGCUCACCAAAGCCUACAAGGCUCUUACUGACGAGGAAGUGCGCAACAACUACCUUCAAUUCGGCCACCCCGAUGGCAAGCAGAGCUUUAGCAUUGGUAUCGCGCUUCCCCAGUUCAUUGUCAUGGAUGGUAAUGGCAAGUACGUUCUUUUGGUCUACGGCGCUCUUUUGGGUGUGCUUCUGCCAUAUAUUGUCGGCAAGUGGUGGUAUGGAUCCCAGCGCUACACCAAGGAGCGCGUUCUUGUUGCUAGCGCCGGGAACAUUUUCCGCGAGUACAAGGACGACAUCACCGAAGGUGGUGUCGUUAGCGCUUUAUCGUCUGGUGAAGAAUUCAAGGAUAUGCUUAAAGGCGCUCGGGCCGAAUCUGGGCUGGCCAAGCUCGAGAAGCGAGUUUUGUCUGAUGACAACUCAUUCCUGUCGGACAAGGACCGCACCGCACUGAAGCAAGUGGACAGUUCCUCACGUCGCAAGUCCUUGGCUUUGUUGUGGGCUUACCUUGGUCGUAUUGAUCUUGGCGAUGCCUCUCUUGAUGCUGAAAAAUACGAAGCCGCACCUGUCGCCCUCUCUCUCACUGAAGCUUUCACUGCUAUCGCUCUCGCAUUUGGCAAUCUUGGACCUAUUGUUGGCGCUUUCAAAACCUCCCAGAACCUCAUCCAGGCUGUGUCUCCAGGCUCCUCACCACUACUGCAACUUCCCAACUUCACCGACGCUAUUGUAAAGUCCGUGGAGGGUGAAGACUCCAAGGAACACAUCACCGUUCAGAAGUACAUGGAAAUACCAGAGGCUCAACGCCGCAGUCUGACUGUUGGCGCUGGUCUUCUCUCCGAUAAACAAUACGUUGACGCCAUCUCCGUCGCCAAACAACUCCCUUACCUCCAACCCGAAAGAAUCUUCUUCAAGGUUAUGGGAGAGAAAGUCAUCACACCCAGCAGUCUGGUACAGCUGGUUGUCAAGGCACGGUUUAUCCCACCAGGCAGCACGUCCGUGCCGCCGGUGAAUCAACUCGACCUUGAAGACAUUGACCCAGAUGAGGAUGAUCUGGAAGCGCUAAUGGGCCGCAAGCCGGCUAAGAACCGCGUGCCCAAGAUGGUGGACGGCAAGAAGGUCGUCGAGUCUAAGAUCGAGACCAUUCAGCCCCCUCUUGCCCACGCCCCGUACCUGGCCCGCGACCACUCCCCACGCUGGAAUAUUUUCCUGGCAGACGCCAAGCAGGGCAAGAUGGCCGUGCCGCCUUUCACGUUCACCACAUUCGACAAGCCGAUCUUCGACGAAGCCGGCAAGCCCACCUACAACGUCCAGACACUCAAGAUGCAGUUCCAGGCUCCCCCACAGGUUGGCGACUUCACUUUCGUCCUCCACAUGCUCUGUGACAGCUACCUGGGUCUCGACAACACAGCACAGAUCACCUUGCACAUCGACGACCCCGCCAAGGCUGCGGCUGUGGAAGAGGAAGACGACAUCAGCGAGCCUGACGAGGACUCUAUUGCCGGACAAAUGCAAGCUAUCAAGACAGGCCAAGCACCCAAGAAGAAGAGCAGGGAUUCCGACGACUCCAGUGAGAGUGACACCGACGGCGACGCAGGCGAUACCAGCGAUACCGACACAGAGACGGAAGACGAGGAUUGA